Sapajus apella (tufted capuchin) is the source of this 861-nucleotide messenger RNA. RefSeq names its product proteasome assembly chaperone 3 (gene PSMG3). The record is from RefSeq and is a predicted model, not a curated record. NCBI's taxonomy places the organism in Eukaryota, Metazoa, Chordata, Mammalia, Primates, Cebidae. The coding region runs from base 118 to 486 and encodes 122 amino acids. The transcript has 3 exons. Gene Ontology annotation, biological process: proteasome assembly.
CGCCGCGGCCCUUACUUCCGGAAGGUGGACAGAACCUGCGAAUGGGGGCGGGCCAGCGUCGCUCACGCAGAGCCGUUUCCGAGCGCGACGCCUGCUUGGUGGGAGCAGAGCCCCGCAAUGGAAGAUACGCCGUUGGUGAUAUCAAAACAGAAGACGGAGAUGGUGUGUGGAGUCCCCACCCAGGUGGUGUGCACGGCCUUCAGUAGUCACAUCCUGGUGGUGGUGACCCAGUUUGGGAAGAUGGGUACCCUGGUCUCCCUGGAGCCCAGCAGCGUGGCCAAUGACAUCAGCAAACCUGUGCUCACCACAAAAGUCCUUCUGGGGCAGGAUGAGCCUCUCAUCCACGUCUUUGCAAAGAACCUGGUAGCGUUUGUGUCUCAAGAAGCUGGAAACAAAGCAGUCCUCCUCGCUGUGGCCAUGAAAGACAAAAGCAUGGAGGGGGUGAAGGCGCUGAGGGAGGUGAUCCGGGUGUGCCAGGUGUGGUGACCUGGAGGCAGCUGCCCCUCACUGCUCAGCAGGACACGUGAGGACCCAGACACCCUCUCAGGGACUCAAGUCUUGCCUCCCUUCCCGGUGGAGGGAGGAACUUUGUCUGGCACUAGCUCUUGGAGCCAGGAAAAAUAUUUGUGUCUCAGGCAGACUUUUACUCUGGUUACUAAGAUUAUCUGUGCAUGGGGGUAGAGGUGGAGCAUGGAGCAUGUCCCAAGGGAGUUGUGAAUGGAUCUCACUGGGACCUGAGUCGUUGCUUGUGUUUGAGAAUUGGAGGAAUGAGCCAGCAGGCCUGGCUUAUGGCUCCCUGUGUGCAGGAUCAAUUUUAGGAGAAAAUUUCUUUUUUAUUAAAAGCAAAUGUGUAUCCCAGAA